Physeter macrocephalus (sperm whale) is the source of this 1660-nucleotide messenger RNA. RefSeq names its product TBC1 domain family member 2A. The record is from RefSeq and is a predicted model, not a curated record. Bases 75 to 1094 code for a protein of 339 amino acids. NCBI's taxonomy places the organism in Eukaryota, Metazoa, Chordata, Mammalia, Artiodactyla, Physeteridae. The transcript has 6 exons.
UCGAGCUAGAGCAAGAGGAGGCGGAGCUAGAGGAGUUCCUGUGUCCCGUGAAAACGCCCACUGGGCUUGUGGGCAUGGCAGCUGCCUUGCAGCCGGUCCCUGCUAUGCCCUUGGCCCUUCAGAAUAUCUCCCUCAAGCACCUGGGAACUGAAAUACAAAACACAAUGUACAACAUCCGGGUCAACAAGCAGACCCAAGGAACAGGCCACAGACCCCCAGGAGAAGAUUCUCCACUGAGCGAGGAGCCUCAGAGGGAGGAGCAGCCCUCGCCUCCUGACCUCAGCGCCCCAGGGAAAGAUCCAGUGGAUUCUCAGAAGCCUACACCCAAGUGCUCUCUGACCGCCAAUCUCAUUCAGAAAGCCAAGCGCCAGAGCAACACCUUCCCGCUCUUCACCGAAGGACUCACACGGAACCGAACCGCCCAGGAGAAAGUGCUGGCCUUGGAGCAGCAGGUUCUGAUGCUCACCAAGGAGCUAAAGGCUCAGAAGGAGCUGGUGAAGAUCCUGCACAAGGCGCUGGAGGCUGCCCAGCAGGAGAAGAGGGUGUCCAGUGCGUACCUGGCAGCAGCCGAGGACAAGGACCGGCUGGAGCUGGUGCGGCACAAAGUGCGGCAGAUCGUGGAGCUGGGCAGGCGGGUGGAGGCCCUGGAACAGGAGCGGGAGAGCCUGGUGCAGACGGCGAGCCUGUGGGAGCAGCAGGUGCAGGAGCUGCGGCAGCACGUGCAGCUGCUCAUGGACAAGAACCAGGCUAAGCAGCAGGUCAUCUGUAAACUCUCUGAGAAGGUCACGCAGGACUUCAUGCAUCCCCCCAACCAGCCCCCUGCGCUCCCAGUUGCAGCUGACAGGGGCCUCCUGAGCCAACAGGAAAAGAUGGAGCACCUGAAGGAUGACAUGGAAGCAUACCGGACCCAGAACCGCUUUCUCAACUCCGAGAUCCACCAGGUCACAAAGAUCUGGAGAAAGGUGGCUGAGAAGGAGAAGGCCCUCCUGAUGAAGGUGAGGCGCGGGAGCCCUGUUCUGGCCCUCUCUGUCCCCAGCCACCCUUCCAGUCCUCUCACCACCUCACCACUGUCUCACUCUCUCCUCAUGACCUGACUGCUCUCCCUCUGGACCGUGCCCUUCAUGAGCUGUCUUCCACAUAUCAGGGAUCUGUGCUCUGCUGACUGCCACUUCUGAUCACAGAGGUGAGGGGAAGAGGCAGGCAGCCACUGCUGUCCCACCUCCCCACGUUGCUGCAAGCCCCCACCCCCUAAAGUAACUGCCAGGGGAUUUAAAGGGCCUUUCCCCUCUUUGUAUUUCCCUUUUUCCCCUUUUGGGAGCCAGGUAUUAACUCUACAUUCCAAAACCACCACAAAUAUGGGGGAAAUUAGAAAGUGACCACGCAUGCCCAGGGAAAGGCUCAGAAAAGACCUAAGAGGAGCUUAAGUUUAUACCUCAGGCUGGUCCUGGGCACAGAGACAGCCUACAACAGUCAAAACCAAAAACCAAAACAGCAAACCCUAGGUAAGAAGGAGUAUCUGAUUUCCAGAGUUAGCACUGGCAUUUUUAAUAAUAUAAUAGCUAGUUAUUUUACCAGCAAAAGUGGGUUUAUUUGGGACUAACCAGAGGAAUUACAAUUUGGGAUACUUGAACUAUGGUGAACCACAGGCAGAUUCAGGGAA